This is a messenger RNA of Rubroshorea leprosula, 1727 nucleotides long. The record is from the annotation of a GenBank genome assembly. NCBI's taxonomy places the organism in Eukaryota, Viridiplantae, Streptophyta, Magnoliopsida, Malvales, Dipterocarpaceae.
CUUGUUGCCGCAGAGCUUGCAUUGGACAUUUUAUCUAUCAAAUUUGGUGGCAAACUGCCAACAAGGGUCUGUUGGUUUUCUACUCAGUUGAUUUGGCUGUCUUAUUAGUUGCUGUCUUGAAUUGGUUGGGAGACACAAAGGGGCUGUUCCAAAAGAGAUGUUACAAACAUGGUAUCAGAGCCUUGAUUCUGCCAUCCGUGGGUGUGGGAAGAGGUGUCCUUUAGGUACAUGCCAACUCUUUGACAAAAGGCGCUUUCAAUAUCAGUGAAUUGGUGCUCCAGUAUGGAAUUGGGUCAAACCGGCGGUGAAACGUUUUUGAAAAAGUGUCAUAGAGUUUCAGCUAGAUUGAGACUAAAAGAGUUGUUAGCUAAGCCUUCGAUCUUCUUUGCUUCUCCUUCUCUGUAUAGGAUCGAUAAGUUUGAGAGCGCAGGGGGAGACCAGAGGUUUGGAACCCUGAGCCUAAGGCCUUCAAUGGUGCUCGGAGUGCCAAGGAAAGUUGAGGAUUCUUCACGCCAACCUAUCACCGAUUGGCCAGAGAUGAAACAAGAGCUGAGAAAUCUGUUUUUGCCGUGUAAUGUCCAAUGGCUAGCAAGAGACUUCUUAAGGCAUUUGAGGCAAACGGGUUCAGUUAGAGAGUAUAUGAGGAGCUUCCAAUCUCUGAUGCUCGAAGUUCAGAACGAACUUAGGAGGGAGAAAGUAAAUAACCUCGCUUCAGCUAUCACGGUAGCAGAGAGUUUAAUGGACUUCAAAGGAAGUUCAGAUGGGGCAGAAAAGAACAAAACCUCUAAGGGCAAGAAGAAGUUCAGUGGGAAGAACGAUCAUGAAGCAUCAACACCCAAAGCAAAUGUUGACAACAAGGGCAAAGGCAAAGCGCUGGAUCCGGGGUGUUUCAUUUGCGGCGGUCCCCAAGUCCGAAGAGAGAGAAACUCAAUGCCUUGAUUGCUGAAGAAGACCAAGCGCCGGUUGAAGAAACCACUUCGAGGGUCUCAACUCUUGAAUUCCAUUAGACAAGAGAGUCGAUCAGAUACUAGGCUAAUGUUCGAAAAUGUAAAAGUCAAUGGACAGGUUGGUUGUGAGGGCAAUGGUUGACACCGGUGCUACUCAUAACUUCCUUUCUGGUCGGAUCAUAGCGCGGCUAGGCCUACGGGUUGAUAAGGGAAACAGCAAAAUAUAAAUGAAGGCAGUGAACUCUGAGGCGAAACCUAUUGUUAGGGUAGCUAAGAUAGUUCCGCUACAGAUUGGCGAAUGGUCUGGAAAGUUUUACUUGAUGUUGGUGCCGUUGGAUGGCUUCCACUUUUCUAUUGGGUUUGGAAUUCUUGCGGAAGACAAGAGUUUACCUUUCACCGCGUCGAGGUGGUAUCCUGAAAUGCAAAUGCGAUAAAAGUCCGUGUUUUGUUCGAGGGUCAUAAAACAGAAGAGGGUAAAGUAGGUUUCUGCGCUUCAGAACAUGUCACCCAUUCUUUAGCUUUAUGAUGGUUGUUUUGUUUCUUGGAUGUGGUUACCUCAAACUAGCCUAUUUUUUGGUGGUUGUUCAAUCAAUUGACGAUUGAGCUGUUGACGAUUCCUUUAUGCAGUGGCUUGUCGAGUACAAUGCAGCAUUGGCAUCUAUCUGCUUCAUGACGUCCUGGAUGUUCCUUGGAGAGUGUGAGUAUGCAUCAUUUAAGGUUUUUGUAUAUGUGUUAAGAUUCCUGUCAUUUUUUUUCCCCAAAUCAACUUUUGAGAUAAUA